AUGGCCGGACUACGAGCGGCGAAGAAGGAAUUGCGAACACUGAUGCGCCAGCGACUCUCACACAUGUCUCCUGAAUCUCUCAAACAGCAAUCUGCUGCUGCUACGGAAAUCUUGCUUUCAUUACCAGAAUAUAAGAAAGCCCAGUGCAUUGGCGUUUAUCUAUCCAUGCCAAAAGGUGAAUUGGUCACAACAGCUAUUAUAAAUGAUGCUCUCCGACAGGGCAAACAGAUCUUUGUGCCCUACAUCUACCAUAGCAAAGUCCAGGAUUGUUCCAAGUCCUGCUCUACAAUGGAUAUGGUAUCUCUGUGGUCGAAGAGCGACUACGAAGGAUUGGAGCCUGAUGCUUGGGGCAUUCCCUCCGUAGCAAAGAAUUCAAUAGCCGAGAGAAGUCGAAUCUUGGAAGAGUCAGGGAAAUCUUCUGGCGCCGUCUCACAAGAUUCCGCAAAGAGCGAGACGAGUUCGAGAAGCAGGAGCACAGAAUCAAGAAGACUUGACUUGAUUGUCAUGCCUGGAGUGGCUUUUGAUAAAGGCUUAGGAAGACUUGGGCACGGCAAAGGUUUCUAUGACUUUUUUCUGGAGCGUUACCAUGAUUUGAAGGUUUCUCUGCUCGGAGAAGAAACAAGGAUGCCCUUCCUCGUCGGACUCGCCCUUGAUGUGCAGCUGUCGCCGGACGAAAUUCCUACUGGUGCUUCUGAUUGGCGGUUAGACGCAUUGGUCGUUGGUGAUGGUUCGGUCAUUCGUAAAUAA
Letharia columbiana is the source of this 747-nucleotide messenger RNA. RefSeq lists its product as uncharacterized. The record is from RefSeq and is a predicted model, not a curated record. The coding region runs from base 1 to 747 and encodes 248 amino acids. Gene Ontology annotation, molecular function: 5-formyltetrahydrofolate cyclo-ligase activity. Gene Ontology annotation, cellular component: mitochondrion. Lineage: Eukaryota; Fungi; Ascomycota; Lecanoromycetes; Lecanorales; Parmeliaceae. The transcript is spliced from 3 exons. Gene Ontology annotation, biological process: tetrahydrofolate interconversion; folic acid-containing compound biosynthetic process.